Molecule: messenger RNA, 1932 nt
Organism: Zingiber officinale
Lineage: Eukaryota; Viridiplantae; Streptophyta; Magnoliopsida; Zingiberales; Zingiberaceae
Product: probable nucleoredoxin 1-2
Exons: 4
Coding region: 87-1763 (558 amino acids)
Source: RefSeq, a predicted model, not a curated record
UCCAUCUUGCUUGCGUAACAAGGUAGGCGGGAUCCUCUGGUCCGGGCGUCUUAGCUCUCCCCAACGAUUCAUCCGUGAGAAAACUAAUGACUGCGAACUUAGGUGAUCGAGAUAAGAAAAUGGCAGCCGAGGAGGUAGGAGACAUCGUAUCGCUUCUCUCCACCGACGAGAGGAACUUCCUCAUCCGGAAUAAUGGCGAUAAGGUGGCUAUUGGUAGUCUUGAAGGGAAAAUGAUUGCUCUUUACUUCUCAAUCUCAUGGAGUCCACGGUGCAAACGCUUCACUCUGAGGCUGAUUGAAGUGUAUAAUGAGCUCACCUCCCGGGAUAAUAACUUUGAAAUUAUUUUUCUACCUUAUGAUUGUUGUAAAUCUUGUAAUAGUUGUGAAAAGUCCUUUAUUGAGUACUUCUCCAAAAUCCCAUGGUUUACAGUCCCAUUUUCUGAUGAUAAGAUAAAGAAAAAACUUCAUGAGCUUUUCCAGGUCAGCAGACGUCCCACCCUUGUCAUCCUUGAUACCGAUGGGAAGGUUCUUAAUAGAGAAGGUGUUCAAGCUAUAAGAGGAUAUGGUACAGAGGCCUAUCCAUUUACUGUCGAAAAGAUCAGUAAAUUGAGAGAGGAAGUGGAGAAUGCUAAGAAGGAUCAAACUCUUCGAAGUAUCUUAGUUUCAUCUUCCCGUGACUACUUGAUCACAAAUGAUAGAUCUAAGGUUUCUGUUUCAAGUCUCCAAGGAAAAAUAGUGGCUUUGUACUUCUCAUGCAAUAGGGAUUGUUGCAGUGAGUUCUCUCCAAUACUUGCACAAAUCUAUAAGAAGCUCAAGGAAAUUGGAGAGGGCUUUGAGGUUGUGCUAGUGUCCUUGGAAGACGACGAAUCCUAUUACGAUGAAGCCAUAGAAAACAUGCCCUGGCUUGCAUUUCCUUUCAAUGACAAAAGCUGCGAUAAGCUUUUUGGCUAUUUUGGGCUCCAGGAAUAUAAGUGCUCUACUGUCAUCUUGAUUGGAUCUGAUGGGAAAACUAUGAAUGUAGAUUUAAUUGAACUUAUUAAAGAGUAUGAAUUUGAGGCAUGGGAAGCAUUCCCGUUUUCUCAGGAGAAGUUGUACGAGUUGUCAGAAAAAGUAAAGGCCAGACUUGAGUCACAUACACUCGAGUCGCUUCUUGUUUCGGAUGAUCUUGAUUAUGUCAUUGGAAAAAAUGGAUUGAAGGUUCCAGUAAAAGAGCUUGUUGGAAAGACCAUCCUCCUGCAAUUCUCAGCUCGUUGGGGGCGUGCUUUCCUCACUAAAGUGAUCAAAGAGUAUCACAAGAUCAAGAAUGUCGAUACUGAUUUUGAGGUUAUCUACAUUCCCAGCGAAGAUUAUGAGAGUUUAUUUGAUGAAUGCUUCUCACUCAUACCAUGGUUGGCACUACCUUUAUAUGAUGAGAGGGUUGAAUUUUUGAACCGUAGAUUCAAAAUCCACGGCAUACCUUCCCUGGUUGCAAUAGGUCCUACAGGUGGAACAAUUAACAAAGAUGUCGAGAAAUUAUUGAUGACACAUGGAGCUGAUGCUUACCCAUUCACCGAGGAGAAACUCAAGGAGUUGGAGCAUCAAAAUAAGGAAAUGCCAGAGAGGUGGCCUAAGAAGAUAGCGUAUCACAUCCAUAAGCAUGAGCUUCUCCUUAUCCGUUGUUGCUCGGAUUAUCGCUGUGGUGUUUGUGAGGAGAGCGGAGAUAGUUGGUCCUACUGUUGCAUAAAAUGCGAUUUCGACCUACACCCAAAAUGUGCACUAUGGUGAAGUGACAAACGAAGUAAUUCAGAUCCUUUGUCCCCAUUUCUCUCUGUCCUCGUGUUCUACUGUCGAUCGGACGGAUCAGAUUAUAUCUCAAUGCAUUAUGAUAUUUUUAAGAUGUGUGCAGUAUUCUCGUGAUGUGCAAGAUAUCCUUGAGAUGUAAUCUGACCCGUCC